AUGGCUUGGGUUGGGGAACUGUCAGAAUUUGAUAUAGUAUUCGAAAGUCGUAAAGCAAUCAAAUCCCAAGCAUUGACAGAUUUUACUAGGGAGCUUACUUCAAUCCAAAUGGAGAGUUCAAACAGCUCGGACACUUGGAAAGUAUACGUGGACAGAUCCUAUAACUCCAAAGGCAGUGGGGCCGGGGUUAUCAUCGAAAACCCAGAAGGAAUAGCGAUUGAGUACUCCAUGCAAAUGAAUUUUGAAACAUCAAACAACCAGGCGGAGUACGAGGCCUUUAUAGCUGGCCUCCAGCAGGCUAAGGAACUCGGAGUACGGAAGCUGCAGGUUUACAGUGAUUCUCAAUUGGUCACCUCCCAAAUCGAAGAAAGUUAUCAAGUUAGGGGACCAUUGUUGACAAAAUAUCUGGACUCUACGAGGUAG
Molecule: messenger RNA, 423 nt
Organism: Gastrolobium bilobum
Lineage: Eukaryota; Viridiplantae; Streptophyta; Magnoliopsida; Fabales; Fabaceae
Exons: 1
Coding region: 1-423 (140 amino acids)
Molecular function (GO): nucleic acid binding; RNA-DNA hybrid ribonuclease activity
Source: RefSeq, a predicted model, not a curated record